UAUUAGGUUUAAGCUUCAUUUGAUCCUUAAGGAUGAUACUGGCACAACCAAGUUCAUGCUGCUUGAUACCAUUGCAAAUAUGAUUGUAAUGGAAAAGGCAUCGAAGAUUGUUAAUGCUUCUAUGGAAGAGAUUGAUGAUCCAGAGUUGUUGCCUCAGCCAGUUAAGGACAUUGUUGGAAAGACAUUCAAAUUUGGUGUUUCUAUUGAAAAAGAAAACGUUUCUUAUGGAGGAGAUACCUACAAGGUCUUAAAGGUUUGGUCUAUGAUUAAUUUGUUAAUGGCAAGUUCUCAAUCAGAAAACGUUUCUGCUUUGGAGUCUACUUUCACAAGUGGUGGUGUGGGAUCUUACUUGGAUGAUGCUGAAGAGAGCUCGGGAGUAUUGAAAACACAUACAUCAAAGCGUACUAAAGAAAGGUUAAAAACCCGUAAGCUAAAACCAUAAAAAAAUGAGUUAAGAGCAGAGAAACAAAAAAAAAACUUAUCUUUUCUCUGUA
Molecule: messenger RNA, 494 nt
Organism: Raphanus sativus (radish)
Lineage: Eukaryota; Viridiplantae; Streptophyta; Magnoliopsida; Brassicales; Brassicaceae
Exons: 3
Coding region: 56-442 (128 amino acids)
Source: RefSeq, a predicted model, not a curated record